Astrephomene gubernaculifera is the source of this 2579-nucleotide messenger RNA. Lineage: Eukaryota; Viridiplantae; Chlorophyta; Chlorophyceae; Chlamydomonadales; Astrephomenaceae. The record is from the annotation of a GenBank genome assembly.
UUGGCCCCGCGCUGAUUCUGACAUUUCUAUAAGUUUACUUGAUACGUUAAGAAAAAGAAAUGGGGUGCGGGUCAUCAGUUCCGGUUGAAGCAGUGGACCAGCAGGACCAACAGAAGCAACAGCACCAAGGGGCAGGGUCUCCGAAGCAAGGCGGGAGUAACGCUGACAAGGCUGCCGAUGCUGCCGAUGCUGCAAAGUCUAAGACAACACGGGCACGCCGCUUGAGUUACAUUUCGAAUGACGCAAAUGGAGCUGCGGCAAACGCGCCGCCCGGAGCACCCGCGCCAGCAACAUCUGGACCGGGUGGGAGGUCAGGCAACACGAGAGCAAGGCGGCUAUCAUACGUCACCAACGAUCCGAACGCGCCGCCUGUCAACCCGAAGUAUACCGGGGACGGUGAUGGGAAUGAGGAGGUGGACUUGGAGGGCGCCGAUGAGCCGACCGUGCAGGGCCAGCUCGCGCCCGAGGAGCAAGAGCGUAGGACUCUUCGCGUCAACGUUGCAUGCAUGUCGCGGGCUGGGCGCGAGCCGGGCUUCAAGAAAACUAAUCAGGACAAUUGCUUCGCCUUUGAAAAGUACAUAACCGAGGACCAGUCCUUGUUUGGUGCUAUGGAUGGCCAUGGUCCGCACGGCCACUUGGUGUCCGGCUACGUCAAGCAGCAUCUCCCGAUAAUACUCGUUAACCACUUGACGUUGGAAAAGGACGUUAAGAAGGCGCUGACGCAGGGCUUCUGCGAGGUGGACCGGUCACUUGCGAACAGCAGAAUAGACUGCGAGUUCAGCGGCAGCACUGCAGUGGUCAGCUAUCUAAAGGGCAAGACGCUAACAACCGCGUGGGUGGGUGAUUCGCGCGGUGUGCUGGGCCGUGAGAGCAAGCGGGGCUGGGAGGCCAUUGACCUGACAACCGACCACAAGCCGACAGCACCAGAGGAGAAGGCACGCAUCCUAAAAGCAAACGGCCGAGUGGAACGGCUGGUGGACGAGAUGGGCCAGCCAAUGGGUCCAUACCGCGUGUGGCUUCAAUACGCCUGGAUCCCGGGCUUGGCGAUGAGCAGGGCACUCGGGGACGUCCUGGCGCACCAGGUGGGCGUGACCUCGGAGCCCGACCACACGGUAAUGGAGCUGACGCCGCAAGAUAAGUUUAUCGUUCUUGCGUCGGAUGGCGUGUGGGAGUUCAUUUCGAGCAAGGAGGCCGUGGACAUCAUAGCUCAGUACGACAGCGCGGAGGAGGCGUGCCGCCAGCUGGUUGACGAGGCGUACCAGCGUUGGCUGACGGAGGAGGAGGGCGUCGUUGACGACAUCACAGCCGUUGUCGUGCGAUUUAUUCACCCACAGUAACGUGACGCACGUUCAGAGCGCCGAGAGGCUCGUGUUUAACUGCCGCUGCAAAAUAGCAGCAUGAGUUCUGGUGUUGUGCAGUGAUUUGUAUAGGUACCUUGACAGCUGACCGGGGCCGUACCUCCAGAGGGCAUCCAUAUGUAGCACGGGGGGUGGAGGGCUGCUCAUUCCCAUGAGCAUUUAGUUCGCAGAAUCUACGGUGGGUCUUCGCACGUUAAACCUCGCGGCAUUGUGGCCGUUCAGCAGCAGAUACCGGUGAACGUAUCUGCGUUCCGGUCUACGUAGGGGUGCGCGCAUAUUCAAUAGUGACGACGUGCACUGUACUGUGCUGUGUUGCACACUGUGUUUGUGAUGUAAGGGGAGAGCUGGUGGAGGGUCGUAGUCCAUAUGGGUUGCGAUGGGCUUUCUCCUGUGCCCUGUAUUGCCCGGUAUGCUAAAGCAACCGCUCACAAACGCCACUUUUUUCCAUGCUGUGUCUUAACCUCCCAACUCAAAUCACUCUGGGACCUGGACCAAUAUGCGUCGGACCUUGGCAUAAUGGACUCGCAUCUUUGACACUUUUUGGUUGGAGACCAUGGUUCAUACUACAUGACAUGGGUGGCGUACAAGGGGCUUGCAAGAAGUCCCGCACGAUGUCGGAUUGCAGCCUGUUCACUCAGUUCGUUGACGGGCGUGGUGUGCUGCUCUGCAUAACUUUAUGGACGUUGUCUUUGGGCUCCUUUUCCUUAACUACGCGCCUCGGGAUGUACAGUUUGCGUGUUUUAGUAAGCCGAGGUUGCACCUCGCCCGGGUGGCUGGUACUGUUAUGCUGGGUGAUGUUUACAAGCAGGCGUGCGUAGGAGCCACGAGGGCAUGACUGACGCAGAACUCAACAUAUGCGGUGAGCGAUGGCAAUGCGUUGGCGCUUCUUCAUGUGGUGUUAUGGCUGUUUCACACGUUCAUGCUGGAGCCCAAGCGUCUAAUAGUGAUGGUACUGGGGGACUACGUGUUUUGUGGUGUUUGUGAUAAGGUUUAGGCCAUGGGCUUAUGCCGCUCAAUGCUUGUAUGGUAUGUUAUUGCUGUAAGGGUCAUCCUUUGCCAUGUUGGUGGAAACACCUGUUCGUCGCCCUCGUUGUAAAUGUUUUGGCGGGUUGGUCCUCUUGCAUGCAUAAGAGCACGCCGUGCUCAUCCAGCAAACCUCGCCUUGGUUAAGAGUCUUGUGCGUGGCAGCUGUGGUAGUUUACAUUCCUCCUGCUUUCCCUU